AUUCGUUAGUGGGCGUUAUUGGCAUGCUGAUGAGGAUGCGCUGCAUCGGAACUAGCUAGCUACCAGUACUGCCAUUUGAAUGUCAACUCAAAAAUUUGUUUCACAGCUUAAAUGGCUUCUUGAACUGCUGCCAAUAGCUGCUGCGUUGCAGGGCCGCUGUCCCAUUGCAUUUUCUUCUUUGGCCGUGGGGAUUCUUACAUGCAGGAAGGGAUGAACAACAGAGAGACCAACAGAGAGCAUGGACAAGUUAGCCCAUGGUCGGAAGAGGCCGUGGACCGGAUCUGAUUACCCUUACCAGGUUGACUACAAUGAUCAUUUCGAAACUCCAAUGGCAGCCUAUCAAGAUAUUGCUCCCUUGCUGGACUGGCUGGGUAGCAGCAGUAUGGAAGAAGGAAGAGGGAAAGGAAGAAAGACCCUCUGCAUCUACGAUCCGUACUACUGCGAUGGUCAAACCGAGAGUCUCUUUCGCCAGCUUGGUUUUGAAGGAAUCAUCAACCGAAAGCGCGAUUUUUAUAGGGAUAUUGAACAGAAGCAGCUACCCGAGUUUGACAUUUUGGUCACCAAUCCUCCCUAUUCGGAUCAGCACAAGGAGAAAUGCCUGGAUUUUUCCAUGGAACAACUCAGAACGCAAGGAAACCCUUUCUUUUUGCUCAUGCCCAGCUAUGUGGCCUCGAGGGAAUAUUUCAGAUCCAGGGAUCAAAAGGGAGAUGUCAUGUACUUGAUUCCAUCGGUACCGUAUGAAUACACGCAUCCAGAGGGAACUGGAAAGGAUGUGCCACCUUUUGCAUCACUGUGGUUUUGUGGAAUCCCCAGAGACAAACAACAACAGCUCAUGGAUCAUUGGAAGACGAUUCCGUGGGAUCAUGGACGGAUCAAACCAUCCCUGGCUUCGUCAUGGAACGAUCUCAAAGAGACAGGAACCAUUUCGACAGCCAAGAGGCCCAACCCUCGUCAGAGAAAGAAACGAAGACAACACGCUCAGUCACUCAAUAAUUCGCAGCAGAAACCAGCAUCACAACAAAACACCAAAGGGGCUGCUGUCAUUACUAGCAACGACAAAAAAGCUCCCAGCGAGGCUCCAAAACACAAGAAGAAGCAAAAGAAAUCGAAACACAGGGAUGGCGAUGGUCAAAGGAAGAAGAAGCGGUUUUGAAUCCGAUUGGAGAAUGGGCGGCCCAUGGUUGAUGAUUGCUUCAGCAACAAGAGAAUUCAAAACCCUCAGAUCAGCCAGUAAGCCCGAGAGAUUCUGGAGAUCUUUUCUGCUGCCAGUCUCUUGCCCUGGAAUACCCCCCCAAUCAAUUGAUUUGACAAGGUGAUCCAGAGCGACUCAGCCAGUCUCUUGCAAUGAAUGUUGAUAGCAUGCGUGAUAGGCUGCCUGAGCUCACAAACAAAGUCUUUUCAACGACACCUUCGUCGGCUCCCCCAAGACCAAGCAACCUUGAGUCAAGUCAAGCUUAAACUGGCACAACGCCACGAUAAGUUCAUGUGAGUCACUGCGUUGUUGUGUUGCAGCAGCGGCCAGCUCCAGCAGGAAGCAACAUCGACGAGCCGCUAAAACCCAAGUGGCUAGAUCCAUUGGGUGUGGGUCGGCCAUUGUGACAUGCUCGCUCAGUUGGACCAGUGAUUAUAGCUAGCUUUCUUUUGCUUUUUGUUAGUUUAAAAUUCUUCCUUGUUAU
Molecule: messenger RNA, 1676 nt
Organism: Seminavis robusta
Lineage: Eukaryota; Bacillariophyta; Bacillariophyceae; Naviculales; Naviculaceae
Source: the annotation of a GenBank genome assembly